CUGUAGGGAGAUCUAAACAUGAGUAACGGUCCAGAGGAUAAGACCAGAGAGAGAGAGAGAGACGGAGAGAAAUGAGAGCGAGAGACGGAGAGAAAUGAGAGCUGAGCUGAGUUCCAUACGUGGAUGUCCAGUGCCCACCAGUCUCAGCUGCUCUUUCAUCCCGAACAUUCAUUUCUCUACUUUCUAAAAACAGAGUUUGUUUAAUUGCUCUCGUUUCCUCUUUUAUUUCUAAUUAUGACAAGCAUGGCCGCAGAAUUCGCAUUUGUCAGAAAUGGUAGCACCGCCACUACCACUACUGCUGCCGCUGCCUUGUUCAGCUCAAAUUGGAAAGCUUCCGAAAGAAAGAGUCAUCAGUCACUACACACUUCUUGCAUGGAUGACAAGAACAGGGUCUACAAACAACUGGGAUUAUUUUCUUUGAAAAAGAAGAUUGAAGAUACAGUUCUCCGAGCUGAGAUGUUGGCCCCAUUGGCAUUGGAACUUGAAGAAGCAAGAAGAAAUAAGCAGGAACAACAGAUACGUGACUAUAACCUUUGGGAUGACACAGCUAAGUCCAGUGAGAUUCUUGCCAAGUUAGCUGACAGUGCCAAAGUGGUUGAUGCUCUUAAAGACUUGACAUAUAAGGCUGAAGAAGCAAAGCUGAUAACGCAGUUAGCGGAGAUAGAUGCUAUACAUUAUGGGCUUUUUAGGCAAGCAUAUGUUGCAUCUCUAGAUGUAAGCAAGCUUUUGGAUCAGUAUGAGAUGUCCAAGCUUCUCAAGGGACCAUAUGACAUGGAGGGAGCAUGUCUAGUUAUCAAAGCUGGAGGUGAAGGCUACCCUGAGGUAUGGGUAAAACAACUACUAAGCAUGUAUACCAAAUGGGCCAAAAAGCUAGGUUAUAAAGGGAGGGUCAUUGAGAAGCGUCCUUCCACAAAUGGUGGCAUCAAGUCAGCAACUAUUGAGUUUGAAUUUGAGUUUGCUUAUGGCUAUCUUUCAGGAGAGACAGGUGUUCACAACAUUAUAAGUUCGCAAAAUGGAUCUGCUUUGCAUUUGGCUAGCUCAGCAAGUGUGGAUGUUUUUCCUUUGUUUCUUGGAAAAGCUCAUGACCUACAAAUUGAUGAGGAGGAUUUAGUCGUCACAUUGCCAUCAGUGCUUGAAGAAGAACAGGGCCAAACUGGACCUUCAGUUUCCAUCCAGCACAUACCCACAGGUGUAACUGCGCAAUCAUCAGGUGAGAGGAGCCACUUUGCAAAUAAGAUCAAGGCCAUUAACCGGUUGAAAGGCAAGCUUCUCAUCCUUGCACUCGAACAAGGAGUUACUGAGGUUAGUGAUAUCAAGAAAGAUGACAUUGUCAAUCUGUGGCAGAAAGAGACUCGAACGUACAUGUAUCAUCCACACAAACUAGUGAAGGAUGUAAAAACCGGCAUCCAACUGCCUGACCUAAUGUCUGUUUUGAAUGGAAAUCUUGAACCUCUUAUUGUUGCUCAUAUUAAUUCAAGACAAUAAAGUUACAUGGUUUGGAGUUCUCUGAC
Messenger RNA from Prunus mume (Japanese apricot), 1511 nucleotides. It is a transcript of the gene PRFB3, whose product is annotated as peptide chain release factor. Lineage: Eukaryota; Viridiplantae; Streptophyta; Magnoliopsida; Rosales; Rosaceae. The record is from RefSeq and is a predicted model, not a curated record. Gene Ontology annotation, biological process: translational termination. Gene Ontology annotation, molecular function: translation release factor activity.